Pyrenophora tritici-repentis Pt-1C-BFP is the source of this 2886-nucleotide messenger RNA. Its product is annotated as Homeobox-KN multi-domain protein. The record is from RefSeq and is a predicted model, not a curated record. Gene Ontology annotation, molecular function: RNA polymerase II cis-regulatory region sequence-specific DNA binding. Lineage: Eukaryota; Fungi; Ascomycota; Dothideomycetes; Pleosporales; Pleosporaceae. Gene Ontology annotation, biological process: regulation of transcription by RNA polymerase II.
AUGACUACGCCUAAUGCAGCCUUCGACAUGGCCGACUUCGUCGAUUUCGGGGAAACGGGCAUACCCAACACGACAAAAGAAAUCAAUCUUGAUACCUCGGGAGCGCUAUUGGACGAAAGCUAUGUAUUGCACCAAGAGUCCGCAUCUCUCAUGAAGAACUUGGAUGUACAGGCCACUAGUACAGACUUCAACACCGACUUUAGCAGUUGGCUUCCACGAUAUCAGAAGCCUACCCAGCCUUGCGCGUAUUGCCGAUCGAAAUCUCUCGAAUGCUUCAUCUAUAACAAAAAUGGCUCGAACAAUUCAGGAUGCUCACCAUGCAAUGCUUUAUUUCGGCCCUGCAGUUUCAGCGAUCCGCAGAAGAUGCCGGGAAUGCAACAGAGAACUGCGCUGGAUACUCUAGAUGUUGUGGCAGAAGACGAUACGCGACACUUUGGUGGUCUAACCGGCAAGAAACAGAUGCGAUCACUAGGUCAUGUUGGUCCCAUAGACGAGAAUGGUGGGGACGAGGGUCCCAAGAAAGGUGCUGCCGCUGCUCGAUUCCCACGGGCUGCAGUCAAGGUCCUCAAAGACUGGAUACUGAUGCAUAUCGAUCACCCAUACCCAACGGAAGAGGAAAAGGAGACAUUGCAGCAACAGACGGGCCUCUCGAUGAACCAAAUCUCGAACUGGAUGGCGAACACGAGGCGAAGACAGAAGGCUCGACCGAAGCGGAGUGCAUCACCCAGCAUUCGGCCAUCGACUGGGGCUAUCAAUAUUCCAGCAGGGAAGACCUGGGAAAGCAUGAAUCCGUUCGAACGAUGGAAAAACUCUCCUCCUGAGAACGAACCUGCGCCUCUCAAUGCUAUCGCUCACGCCAUUGAAACUUUUGACCCACCGGAAUCUACCAGCCUAAGCAGUAGCUACCGCAAAGAUGCUUCCAACGACAGCACUGGAAGCUUUUCCGUGUUCAAGGCGCCUUCGAUUUCUUCCUUGGAGACACGCCUCACAAACAUGUCGUCCGGCUCUCUCGGAUCUCAUCCCUCAGCUUACUCGUACGGAUCACGACACUCUCUUGGCUCGAUGAACAGCCUCAAGUCCAAGGAAAGGCGCAGGCGUCGACGAAUUCCUACCCGAGCAGCGAAAGCUAGCCCGGAGGAGACACAGCGUAUGUUCCAAUGCACAUUUUGCACUGAUACCUUCAAGUCCAAGUACGACUGGUCUCGCCACGAAAAGAGCCUUCAUUUGUCUCUGGAGAAGUGGUUGUGUGCACCUCUUGGCGAGAUAGUGGCUGACAAGGCCACUGGGAAGCCCAAGUGUGUAUACUGCGACGAGUUGGACCCCAGUAGCGAGCAUUUGGCGACACACAAUCACACAGCUUGCUACGAAAAGGGCCCUGAGUCACGAACGUUCUAUCGGAAAGAUCACCUUCGCCAACAUUUACGACUCAUGCAUGGGUGCAAGAUGACUGCCAGCAUGGAAACGUGGAAGUCUGAAGCCCAAUACAUCAGAUCACGCUGCGGGUUCUGCGGGAAGCACUUUAAUAAAUGGCAGGAUCGCACAGAUCACCUUGCAAAAGAAUUCCGAAACGGUGCGAGCAUGAAGAAUUGGAAAGGCUGCCGGGGCCUUGAUCCCCAUGUUGCGAUACAUGUGACCAACGCCAUGCCGCCUUAUCUCAUUGCCAACGAGAGCAAAUCACCUUUCCCGUUCUCAGCAAGCAACUCCUCAAGCCUAAAGCAGCUUCACUUAAACAUUGAAAGCAAAGAUCUCGAGUACCUUUUACCAAACGUCCCAGGGAAUAUCACGACAGAUGAUCUAUCCGUCGCAUAUCAAGACGGAAGCGACUCAUCAAAUGUUGGCCCGAUUGUCCUCACAACACCUAAGGACUUUUCGACUUCAGAGUCGCCCGAGACCAACCCAAACGCCACCUGCUGGGAAAUCCUCACUCUGCGACUGGGGCGCUUUGCGAGAGAACAUAUCAAGAAGCAUGGGGCUGGGUCAGUAACCGACGAGAUGUUGCAGAAUGAAUCGCGUCGCAUUCUGUAUGACGACAACGAUCCGUGGAAUCAGACUUCUGCCGACAACCCUGAAUGGCUUAACCUGUUCAAGAAAGCUCACGGCAUCGACACGCAGCCCUCAUCACAAGAUACCACUGCACCCCACGAAGUGUUUGAAGAUCUUGGCUUACACUCCAACUCCGCCCUUGACCCAAGCUUCAACAUCAACAACUUUGCCUGCACCAACAUACCCCAUAAUGAUCCACUACGGGCAUUAUCUUUCGAGUGUUCUCUUUCUGGCUCAUUGGAUUUCAUCCAGGACCAUACACGACAGCUUUCUUCUGGACGACAGACACCCUACAGCGUCCCCGGACUAAGCGGAUCACCCACGUCACCAGCUUCGUAUGCUCCAGCAACCAACAUGACAAGCACCGAAAACCUCUUAGGCGUAUACGACCCCAUCUCCGAACUUGUAUGCAUAUCCGCCGGUACCAAUGGUCCCUGUUUCGGCGAGCAGGGCGAACUUGGCUUUGCUACAAAGACAGCUGGAUCACCGAAGAAGAGGUAUUGGUUGAACGACGCGACUGCAAGCAUGGCACCACCUUUCGUCACCACCACCGUCAACGAUCUCAUGUCUUUCCAGGCCGUAAACGAGCAGCCUUCCACGACUACUGACGAAUCUACUACGAUUCAAGACUUUCACUUCCCCUCGUGGGACGAACUCCCAGAGGACCUGCAGAACGCGACAAGCUCUGCAGAUUACAGUUCUGCGAUCCCGACCGGCACUUCUGGGGUUGAUGGUAUGUCAGCGGUGGCAGAGGGGGCUGCAGCUAUGGCGUGGGAUGACAUGGAUUUCACGAUGGAUAUGGAUAUGGAUUUGGAUAUGAAUCUUGGUCUUGACCAUCUUUGA